Messenger RNA from Calidris pugnax (ruff), 791 nucleotides. RefSeq names its product SEC11 homolog C, signal peptidase complex subunit (gene SEC11C). Lineage: Eukaryota; Metazoa; Chordata; Aves; Charadriiformes; Scolopacidae. The transcript is spliced from 6 exons. The record is from RefSeq and is a predicted model, not a curated record. Gene Ontology annotation, molecular function: serine-type endopeptidase activity. Gene Ontology annotation, cellular component: signal peptidase complex; membrane. Bases 122 to 655 code for a protein of 177 amino acids.
AGCAGAGCGGUGUCGGGUCCCCCGGGCCGGCAGUCGCUGCGGCUCGCGCUCGGCGCUGGGACUGCCACCGGCACCCGCCGCCAGCUCCUGAGGGGUCGCCCGGCCCUUCCCCGGGGCCGCCAUGGAUCUCUUCGGGGACCUGCGGCGCAUGAACAAGCGGCAGCUGUAUUACCAAGUCUUAAAUUUUGCGAUGAUAGUGUCUUCUGCCCUCAUGAUAUGGAAAGGGCUGAUCGUCAUCACUGGGAGUGAAAGCCCUAUUGUUGUGGUGCUCAGUGGCAGCAUGGAACCAGCGUUUCACAGGGGAGACCUGUUGUUCUUAACGAACUUCCAUGAUGACCCAAUCAGAGCUGGUGAAAUAGUUGUUUUUAAAGUUGAAGGCAGAGACAUUCCAAUAGUUCACAGAGUAAUCAAAAUACAUGAAAAAGAAAAUGGGAACAUCAAAUUCCUGACGAAAGGUGAUAAUAAUGAAGUUGAUGAUAGAGGCUUGUACAAAGAAGGUCAGAACUGGUUAGAGAAGAAGGAUGUUGUUGGAAGAGCAAGAGGAUUUUUGCCUUAUGUUGGUAUGGUCACUAUAAUAAUGAACGACUAUCCAAAAUUUAAGUAUGCUCUUCUGGCAGUAAUGGGAGCCUAUGUGCUGCUGAAACGGGAAUCUUAAACAAAACACUUUUCCAAGAAUUAAAUAUACGGGGGUGGGAACCUAAUAUAUUUCAGAUAUUUUCAUUUCUGUAAACAGUUACAAAAGUAUACAAGCUUUUGUCUUGUCUAAAUAAACCAUACAACUAAUGAGUAAA